Molecule: messenger RNA, 853 nt
Organism: Linum trigynum
Lineage: Eukaryota; Viridiplantae; Streptophyta; Magnoliopsida; Malpighiales; Linaceae
Source: the annotation of a GenBank genome assembly
GUAAAAUAUAAAAAGUAUAGAUACUAAACCGUAAUUUGUCAUUUGGAUCAAUGAAUCAAUCCAUGAAUCCACCAAUCCAAUUGGAUUUGGAUCAAAUGGAUUGAUAUAAAUGGAGACCCGAUUCCAUCUUCGCCCACUUCCUCUCGCUCUCCAGGUCGUCGCCAAACUCAUUGCAGCAUUACCUGUCGAUCGUUGUCGUACCUGCACUACCAGAUCGACACCACCAUGCGACAUACCUCAUCAUCAUCAUCGUCGUCGUAGUCAUCAGUUAGCCGCCACGGUCGUCUCCACCUCCAGCGUCAUGAGUCAUCGUCGUCGUGGCCACAAGCAUCAGAGGCACCUUCUGCAGUCUAGAGAAGAGGAAGAGGAAAAAGAAAGACGGAGUAAGUAGAAGUGCUCUCUCUCUCCCUCUCUCCGGCCUCCGCCGCCCACAACCGCAAAUCGUCUGGGAUCAAAUGUAAUAGAAGAAAAGGAAGAAUUCAUCACCGGUGGUUUGGAAGAUUCCACAAGAUCGAGAAACCUAAUAUCCGGUAAUACUGACCCGGAUGGUCUAUUGACCACCUCUACUUCACAUCUCUUCUGGGCUCCGGCUUCAACUGAUGCCUUCCUUUCAACCCUCGGUCCAUCUCUGCUGCUUCACAGCUGCUCGCCGCAGAGCGAUUCUCUCUAACUCUUUCUUUUUUGCACAAUUUUGGUUGCUAGUUUUUCUUUGUUCGGUUCCUUAUUGUUUCCGUUUUCAGUUCUCUGUAUUAGUGAUUGCAUGCUUAGCUCUAAACUAUUGUUCUGCAUGUUCUUUGGCUGGUGAUUCCCCUCUUCUCUCCUCUAAUUUUCUUAAUUAAUUGUUUAUCGUAUC